UGCAGGAGACUGUGAACAUGGUGAGCACUGAUCCCUGCUUGGGAGACACUGCGCAACUGGGGAUCUUGGGCGGAGGCACGGUGCUGACAAGGAAAGAGCUGUUCUUAGCCCAGACAGGAGGGGACAACUCCAGCUGCGGGAGCAGCUGGCUAGAGGACACAGAAACUGUUUAUUACAUGAGAGAUGGAUACAAUAUUUGGUAGAAAUAAAGAAGAACAUCCAGAGCCCAUAAAAGCUGAGGUGCAAGGUCAGUUGCCCCCUUGGUUGCAAGGGAUACUUCUCCGAAAUGGCCCAGGGAUGCACACAAUAGGGGACACUAAGUAUAACCACUGGUUUGAUGGCUUGGCUCUGCUGCACAGCUUUACAUUUAAAAAUGGUGAAGUUUACUACAGAAGUAAGUAUCUCCGAAGCGACGCAUACAACUGCAAUAUAGAAGCAAACAGAAUCGUGGUGUCUGAAUUUGGAACUAUGGCUUAUCCAGAUCCAUGCAAAAACAUAUUUGCCAAGGCAUUCUCCUAUUUGUCUCACACCAUUCCUGAGUUCACAGACAACUGCCUGAUCAACAUUAUGAAAACUGGGGAUGAUUUUUAUGCUACCAGUGAGACUAACUUCAUCAGGAAAAUUAAUCCACAGACUCUGGAGACAUUAGAGAAGGCUGACUACAGCAAAUAUGUAGCUGUAAAUGUGGCAACCUCUCACCCGCACUAUGACAGUGCUGGAAAUAUUCUCAACAUGGGCACUUCAAUAGUUGAUAAAGGGAAGACAAAAUACGUUCUAUUUAAGAUUCCUGCUUCUGUGCCUUCUGUGCCAGAAAAAGAAAAGAAGAAAUCUUGUCUUAAACAUCUGGAAGUGGUAUGCUCCAUCCCUUCUCGCUCUCUGCUCCACCCAAGCUACUACCAUAGUUUUGGAAUCACAGAAAAUUACAUUGUCUUUGUAGAGCAGCCAUUCAAACUGGAUAUUGUCAAAAUGGCAACUGCUUACAUCCGAGGUGUGAACUGGGCUUCCUGCCUCACCUAUCAUAAGGAAGAUAAGACUUGGUUUCACUUUGUAGACAAGAAGACUAAAAAAGAAGUAUCCACCAAGUUUUAUACUGAUGCUAUGGUGUUUUUUCACCAUGUAAAUGCUUAUGAAGAGGAUGGCCACAUUAUUUUUGAUAUUAUUGCCUAUACAGACAAUAGUUUAUAUGAUCUGUUCUAUUUAAAAAACCUGAAUAAGAACUUUGAAGAGAAUAGCAAACUUACCUCCAUACCAAUCUGCAAACGGUUUGUUGUUCCUCUGCAGUAUGACAAGGAUGCUGAAGUAGGUUCUAAUUUAGUCACACUUCCAUCCACUGCAACUGCUGUAAAAGAGAAAGAUGGCAGCAUCUAUUGUCAACCUGAAAUACUAUGUGAAGGGAUAGAACUGCCUCGCAUCAACUAUGACUAUAAUGGCAAAAAAUACAAGUACAUCUUUGCAACGGAAGUCCAGUGGAGUCCAGUUCCUAUGAAGAUUGUAAAAUUUAACACCCAGACAAAGGAAAUGCUCCACUGGGGAGAGGACCACAGCUGGCCAUCUGAGCCCAUUUUCGUUCCCAGCCCUGAUGCAAGAGAAGAGGAUGAUGGUGUUGUUCUAACCUGUAUUGUGACAUCUGAUCCAAAAAAGGCACCCUUCCUACUUGUCUUGGAUGCUAAAACAUUCAAAGAAUUGGGCCGAGCCACAGUAGAUGUAGAAAUUCAUCUGGACCUGCAUGGAAUGUUUGUACCAGAGAAAGAUUUGAAGACUGAAACUGAAUAAAAUGCUAUUUAUCUCAUUACACAGGCUGAGACAACCUUCUACUGAGUGUGGGACAAUAUCCUCAGGAACAACUUUAUCUUAUGACAAAAAAUGACUGAACAUUAUCUCAUCAAUAACUAUAUAUAAUCUCUUAUAAGAGAUAGCAAUAACUUUCAUUAUAAAUAAUUAUAUGUAGAACCAGUACAUAACUAUUCCAAAACAAGAAUUAUCAGUAAUAAGUGCUAAUGUGUACAACUCAUGGGGCAGGGAAUAGGAGACAAAGGUAACAAGAAUCAAAGAAUCAUAGAAUGGUUUGGGUUGGAAGGGACCUUUAAAGACCAUCUAGUCCCAACCCCCUGCCACGGGCAGGGACACCUUCCACUAGC
Molecule: messenger RNA, 2138 nt
Organism: Athene cunicularia (burrowing owl)
Lineage: Eukaryota; Metazoa; Chordata; Aves; Strigiformes; Strigidae
Gene: BCO1
Product: beta-carotene oxygenase 1
Exons: 12
Coding region: 184-1773 (529 amino acids)
Biological process (GO): retinal metabolic process; carotene catabolic process
Molecular function (GO): beta-carotene 15,15'-dioxygenase activity; carotenoid dioxygenase activity
Source: RefSeq, a predicted model, not a curated record